AUGUCCAAAACUAUGUCCAAAACUGGUUUUGGACAGUCUAAAAUUGUUCAAUUAAAAAAACCAAUUGGACAAAUCCAAAACCCAACACUGCCUACAAGCAGUCAACUCAACAUCAAUAAAACUUUUGAGUCACAAAAGGAUUUGAUAACGAAAAUAAUUAUUUCCGCUUUAUUUAAAAUGUUAGAUAUCAAUGUGUAUCUGAAACAAAUAAGACGAACAAACAUGGUCAGACAUUUACAACUAUUAGACAAUCCAAUUGUCUUAAAGUUAAAGAAAUCAGAAUUCAAUCCAAUCAUAAAUAAAUCCACUAGAUUUGUUUCUUCUGAUGAUGAGAGCAGUAAAAAAGAUCAUCAACCAAAUAAAAAGAAAUCUAAGAUACCUGAGAAGUCUAAGAAAUCAUCUUCCAUUAAAGCUUCUAACAAAUCUACUGAAAUUGUUUCUUCUGAUGAUAAGAAUGAUGAAGGCCACCAACCAAAAAAGAAUAGCAAGAAUAGCAAAAAGAAAUCCAAAUCUAAGAAGUCUAAGAAGCAAAGAAAACAAAAACAAUUAACUUCUUGA
Molecule: messenger RNA, 558 nt
Organism: Rhizophagus irregularis DAOM 181602=DAOM 197198
Lineage: Eukaryota; Fungi; Glomeromycota; Glomeromycetes; Glomerales; Glomeraceae
Source: RefSeq, a predicted model, not a curated record